Messenger RNA from Rhizopus microsporus ATCC 52813, 1347 nucleotides. RefSeq names its product Hsp90 co-chaperone CDC37. Gene Ontology annotation, molecular function: protein kinase binding; protein-folding chaperone binding; heat shock protein binding. Gene Ontology annotation, cellular component: cytoplasm. The transcript has 4 exons. The record is from RefSeq and is a predicted model, not a curated record. Gene Ontology annotation, biological process: protein stabilization; protein folding. The coding region runs from base 1 to 1347 and encodes 448 amino acids. Lineage: Eukaryota; Fungi; Mucoromycota; Mucoromycetes; Mucorales; Rhizopodaceae.
AUGCCUUUGGAUUAUAGUAAAUGGGAUAACCUUGAGUUAUCUGAUGACUCAGAUAUCGAAGUUCAUCCUAACGUUGAUAAACGGUCUAUGAUCAAAUGGAAGCGAGAAGCGAUACAUCGUGAACGUGCUGAACGUAAAGCAAAGAUCGAGUAUCUUCAAAAGUUCAUCCCUCAGCAAAAGAAUGUAUUACAGAAAGUAAAGGACUUGAGGAACCUCUUGAAUCAAGAUGAUGGCGUCAAGAAGGUAAUGGAGAAACUGGAAAGCUAUCAAUCGGAAGCAAAGGCACUCGAUUUGCCAAAGCCUCCAGCUGGACAGCCUCAACUGAAUAUAAAGGAUAUAUUUGCUGCUAUGAAGAUUCAAAUUGCUACUGGCUUAGUUCAAACUUCUUCGGAACAAGUAAAACAGACAUUACUUGAACGAUUUUGUCAAACCGAAAAUACAGUUCAAAAGACUGUCGAUAAUGCUAGUCAGGAACUGGAGAAGCUCGAAAAGGAAGCUCGUAAAAAAUUGACAAGUGAAAAUAUGUUUACCUCUGAAAAAUCAUCAAAGACUAUUCUUAAUAAACCAAAACCAUUAUCAUCUAAUAAGAAGAUGACAGAAAAGACGACAGUUAUUGAAACAUUAAAUCCCAACACGACAAUGAAGGACUUGAGUUUGGAUGAUAAGAUGGCCUUCCCCACAAAUAAAGAAGAUGACGGUGAUGCGGAUGAAGAAGAUGUUGACUUGACACCAGAUGCAGUCGUAUUUUCCAAACUUAAAACAUUUGAUGAAAGCCAUAAAUAUCUUUUAAAACAUCCAGAGCUUUUAACCGAAAAAGUAUCCGAUUCACUCCUUGGUGAAGCAUUCACUGCACAGUUAAAAGGAGAAGAGGAAUACGCGAGAAACUGUGUUGUUCAGUCUGUUGUUCUUCAGCAUUGUGGACAGUUAGGAAGAAAUGGUGUAGAAAUAUUUUUUAAAAAGAUCAAUGCCCAGGAUGGUUUAGCGCACAAGAUGUUUUUUGAGUAUGCUGACUCGUUAUAUAACCGUAUCAAGAAGCGAUGUACUGAAAUGAUUGCAGAACAAUCUUCACAAAGUCAAGUGGAAACAAUUCAACUUCAGCCUAUGGGCGAUGGUUCACAAUUGACCAUUCGUGUACCUCAACCUGAGGAUGAGCAAGCCUAUACAGCCUUUACUGGAAUGCCACAAGAGUUCCAAGAUGCAUUAAAAACUGGAAAACUGGAGGAAUUGAAUAAAGUAUUGGAAAAAUUGCCUGUUUCUGAAGCUGAAAAUCUAGUCAAGUUAUGCUCAGAUUAUGGCUUUUUAGAUGUUGAAGGUGAAGUUAUUGAUGAAACUAAACUUCAAAAUUAA